AUGGGUAGUUUCAAAGCGUUGGCAUUCAUGGAAGGAAAAUGGUUUCCUUGGUUCUUGAAGGCAGGGCUCAUUGGUUUGGUCAUGUUUGCUGGGUUGACAUAUGAGGAUCAAGUGGGAGAGGCUGAGACUGGUUUACUAUGUAUCAGUGAGUGCACAACAUGUCCAGUCAUAUGUUCAUCUCCUCCUCCUCCUCAACUUGAGUCUUCUUCACCACCACCAUCACCGCCACCAGUGCACCGCUCGCCUUCUCAAACUUACUACACCUCUCCUCCGCCCUCGCCACUGCAAUUUGACUACAGCUCUCCUCCGCCCUCACCGCCGCCGCCUCCUCCCUCACCACCAAAACAAUCACCAUCACCUUCAUCAUAUUCGAAAGGCGCUCCUCCCCCGCCUUCUUUUGUGUACUUCUUCAACAUGCCUCCCUCAGGUCCAGUGCCAACAACAACAACAACAACAGGAGUGCUGCAUAACAAUUCCUAUCCCUACUACUACUUUUACGCCUCAGAGGCUUCUUCUCUCUCUGCUCAUGCCUUCUUUUUAUUUGUCUUCUUAGUUCAGCUUGUGUUUUCUUUUUGGUGA
Molecule: messenger RNA, 579 nt
Organism: Prunus armeniaca (apricot)
Lineage: Eukaryota; Viridiplantae; Streptophyta; Magnoliopsida; Rosales; Rosaceae
Source: the annotation of a GenBank genome assembly